This is a messenger RNA of Nothobranchius furzeri (turquoise killifish), 2735 nucleotides long. RefSeq lists its product as uncharacterized. Gene Ontology annotation, biological process: regulation of transcription by RNA polymerase II. The record is from RefSeq and is a predicted model, not a curated record. Lineage: Eukaryota; Metazoa; Chordata; Actinopteri; Cyprinodontiformes; Nothobranchiidae. Gene Ontology annotation, molecular function: RNA polymerase II cis-regulatory region sequence-specific DNA binding; DNA-binding transcription factor activity, RNA polymerase II-specific.
AAAUUCGACGCAACACCGGAAGUAAAUAAAACUACUUUUAACUCAUGUCUCCUGUAAUGAAUGGAACGGCAGAAAGACUUUUUAAAGUGACAUAAAGAAGUCCCAAACAACCGGAAACGGGAAGUCCGGGACUUGGCGCGAGGCUAAAGUCUGGAUGACAAAUGUUCCGACAGCCGGAUGGAUGGAGAGCUCAAACCUGACUGUUGGGAAGGGAACGGAGGGAGGUCCAGGUGAAGGAUCAGGAACCAUCCAAGACAAUUCCUACGCCUGUAAGGAACCUCCUGCAGGAGAACCUGCGUCUCCAGCACGUCCCACUACGACCGGUUCGGUCCAGGAACCAGACCGGUCCAGACAAGAGCCAACUUCUAAACACCUCAGAAAACUUCCGGUACACCUCAGAAAACUUGCUGGACUCGACUCCAGGAAGUUUUCUGAGGUUCUGCCUCAGUUUGAAGAUCUGAAUAAAAGCCUCCAGGAUGUGGCUGAGGAGAUCAACGGCAGGUCAGGUCGAAUAGAGGAGAUGGUCAAAAGUAUCUCAGAUGAUUUUCAACACGUGAGUGAAGCUCUCCAGUCCUUCCACCAACAAGCUUUGCAUCUUCAAACAGACAACGAGAAGCUGACCAGAGAGAAUGUGGAGUUGAGACAGACGAUGUCAGAAAUGGAGGUCCUGGUGAGCAAGCAGGAAGCCUUCAGCCGCUGCUUUCAUCUGGGGCUUCAUGGUGUCGCAGAAGACUCUUCAGAGGAUGUUGGAGAAAAGGCCAGAGAGGUUUGUAAAGCGCUGGUUCCUGAGGAGGAGAAGGACCGGGUGGCAGCAGAUGUGGACGGCGCUCACCGUCUGGGUCUUCUGAAGGCAGCAGGAGACCCACGACCCAUCAUCAUCAGGUUCACAUCAAGAGCCUCCAGAGAGCUCACAUGGAAACAUGCCGAGCAAAGUGACUUUCUGCUGAGUCGUGGUUUCAGGUUAGAAGAGAACGUCGGAGAUGAAGCAGCGGGACGCCGUGGUUGGUUAGAGGCGGAGAUGGCGGGAGAGGAAGACUUUCCUGCACAAACUACUGGUGUGGGGGAAGUUCCGUCUCACCAGGAGGGAAACUCCAGUCUGGAGCUGCAGGAACCAGAACCUUCUCAGAUUCAGCAAGAACAGGAUGAACUGAGCUCAUUUCAGGAAUCAGGACAGUUUUCUCUGCAUCGGGAGGCUGAUCCAUUCACAGAGACUCCCGCUGGUAAUCCAGAACCCAGCGUCUGCCUGAAUCCGUCUCCGAGUUCUCUUGCGGCUGACAGGAUGGAUCGGGAAGCUGGAAAGCCACUCGAGUGUGAAGUGUGUGAUGAAACAUGUUCGGAUGAUGAUGCCUGGUUGGUUCACAUGAGGGGUCACGUGGGUGAGAAGCAGUUCCUGUGUUUCAUCUGUGGGGAAAGAUUUCAGUUCCUUUCAAUGUUAAGCAGACACAUAAAAAUCCACACCGGCGAGAGCCCGUUUGUUUGUGACGUCUGUGAGAUCGGCUUCUCAAACAACCGCAGUCUGAAGAAUCACGUCAGAUUGCACUUGGGCGAGAGGCCGUAUUCCUGUCACAUCUGUGAGAAAACUUACGUUUGCAGAGAUUUCUUGAACAGACACCUCAAGACCCACUCAGUUCCCUGGUCGUAUUCUUGUACGUUCUGUGAUAGAACUUUCAAGUUUGCGUUUGGUUUAGUUAGUCACACGAGAACCCACACCACGGCUGGGAGGCCCUUCGCCUGCCGGACCUGUGGCAAAAGCUUCGUAAGGGAAAGUACGUUGUCCCGUCACAUGGACAAGCACAGAAAAAAGGGUUCAGAUCUCAGUGAACCAACCCGGGGAAACCGUGCGUAACACCAAUCACAACGGGUCUUAAGCUGGUGGUGAAGGUGCUGAAAACUUUAUGGGGUGAGGGAAUGGUCAGAGAGAGAGAAUUAGAACGAUGUUUCAGGUCAGGGAGCUUUUAACAUACAGAAUCUUCACUUCAUUGGUUUAAUGUUCAGGAUCUAGACCCAAAGCUUUAUAUCCAUUCUGUUCAUUUGCACGUUGCUGCUGUUCAGUCCGAGGACAGAUGUCCAAACAUCAGACAGUAGGACUCCAAAACUUUCAUUAAAACCUCAUUUAUGUGAGUCUAGAGCAGGGGUGGGGGUGGGGAACCCCGGUCCCAUCAAGGGCCGCUAUCCAGCAUAUUUUAGUUUCAACUCUGCAUCAUCACACCUGAUUUCAUUCAGCAGGUGGCCUAGAGGAUUGACCAAUAGAAUCGUUUAUACACAAGAAUGUAACAACAAUGCACAACAAUGCACCCCAGUUCCCAGCAUGCAUUGCAGGUUGACACAGACGUGCCUCGGCCAGUUUAGCGUACCGACCUAGCUGGAAUGCUAACUCAACCUGCAUUGAAUUCAUGUCAGUCUGAAGAAGAGGAGGAAGGGGAACGAUGAAGGACUUCCCAUGUGAGUAAGGUUAAGUGAUAAUGUAGCAUUCAACCUUAUGCUAUUGUUGAAGCCUGUUUUAGCAUUAGCAUUGAUUGCAAAUGCCAGAUUCCUGCCAAUUUUAGAUGUUUCCCUGCUCGAAUGCGGCAGAUUUGAUUAAACUGAGCAUGAAAAUAUUUGCCAUGAAAGUUUUUUUCCCUUUUUUAUUUUAGUUCUGACAGUAACUCUUUGUUCUAUAGAGAAUCUUCUUCAGUUGUGUUUUUAAAGCUGAAUCAGCUGCUUGUUUUCUGUGUAAAUAAAGAAAUCUGAAGCUG